CGAGUUUACAAUCACUUGUCGAACUGUCUAACUUGAACAUUGCCUGCCAAAGACGAAAAGAUGUCUUCGCGCUACGAUCGAGCUGUUACCAUAUUCUCGCCGGACGGCCACCUGUUACAGGUGGAAUACGCCCAGGAGGCCGUCCGAAAAGGCUCUACAGCGGUCGGCGUUCGCGGCGGCAACUGCGUGGUGUUGGGCGUGGAGAAGAACAUGGUGUCCAAAAUGCAGGAGGAGCGCACGGUGCGCAAGAUUUGCCUGCUCGACCGCCACGUUGUGAUGGCCUUUGCCGGUUUAACGGCCGACGCCCGCAUCCUGACAAAUCGUGCCCAGGUCGAGUGCCAGAGCCAUCGGCUGAACUUCGAGCAUGCGGUGACCCUGGAGUACAUCACCAAAUAUAUUGCCGAACUGAAGCAGAAGUACACGCAGAGCAAUGGCCGUCGUCCCUUUGGGAUAUCCUGCCUAAUCGGCGGAUUCGACGCCAAUGGUUCUGCCCAUCUCUUCCAGACCGAACCGUCUGGGAUUUUCUACGAAUACAAGGCGAAUGCCAUUGGCCGUUCGGCGAAUACUGUGCGGCAGUUCUUCGAGAAGACCUACCGCGACGAGGAUGUCAGGAGCGAACGCGGAGCCGUCAAACUGGCCAUUCGCGGCCUUCUCGAAGUGGCCCAGUGGGGCCAGAGCCACCUCGAGGUGGCCAUCAUGGAGGACGGCAAGCCACUGAAAAUGCUUGACAGCACGAUCAUUGCCGAGUAUGUGAAAGUCAUCGAAAGAGAAAAUGAGGUAGAGGAGCCUUCUUGGAAAAAACAGAAAAAGUAAAAAUUUUAUUGGGAGCACUUGGAUUCAAACAGCUGAUCAGACUUAUACUGUUUGUUAUUAUUGCUUCAGCUUUGUAGAACGAAUUUACACUGUUUUAA
Molecule: messenger RNA, 911 nt
Organism: Drosophila gunungcola (fruit fly)
Lineage: Eukaryota; Metazoa; Arthropoda; Insecta; Diptera; Drosophilidae
Gene: Prosalpha4T1
Product: proteasome subunit alpha type-7-1
Exons: 2
Coding region: 61-813 (250 amino acids)
Biological process (GO): ubiquitin-dependent protein catabolic process
Cellular component (GO): proteasome core complex, alpha-subunit complex; proteasome core complex; nucleus
Source: RefSeq, a predicted model, not a curated record